AUGAAUGAAGUCGGCAGCAACACACACAAUCUUACUGUCCUAGAUCUUAAAAAUAUUGUGAAUAACCAAAACUUCGACGAGAUGGAUAAAAGCGAAGAAAAAAACAAUCAAUCAACUCAAAAUUUUCCAAACUUAGAAAAUAAUACAAACGAAUCAGAACCCAAUAACAAGAGAAUUCUAACAAGACCUCCUCUUCCUAAAAAAGCCUUUAAAAAAGAAAUUAAUCAGAAUAAUAAUCUAUCAAAGAAAGAAGCAUCAACAGUUCGAAUAUUUCAACCAAUUCCUUUUGCAUCUUCAUUCACCCCAAUUAACAUCUCCCCAAGAGAAUCCGCAAAAAGCCAGAUGACACCGAUUUUAUCAGGAUAUAAUUCAGCUGGAGUUUUAGUCAGAACGCACUCUGAUGAGACCAUCCCUACAGAUCAGGAAGAUAUUCGACCUCUCGUUGUGUCAGAAGAAAAAUUUGAUUUAAAUCAAGAAGUACAGAGCAAUAGCAAGGAAGAAGUCAUUGACACUUUACUAGAGACACUUCCUUCUGGUCGCAGACUUGAUGUUACUCCUCAGCAUGAGGAAGAAGAAGAAAAUAAAAAAGAAAUUUCCCUUGUUCACGAAACAACAAUUGAUAACUUAUUGCAUACGCUUCCUUCAGGACGCCGCCUUGAAGUAACACCGGAUGCUUCGGAUGAUGAAGAAAACAACGAAACUCCUGAAAUAAAAUCAAGGGAAAUUCCAAUGGGAGUAUUGGCAAACAACAUUAAAGAGAUACCAUCUCAUGAAUCACCACCUUUAGUUGACUCUCCUGAAAUUCAAGAAGAAAUUUUUCAAGAAAAUUCUGAAGAAGAAGAAAUGAUUCAAGAAGAAAGCAUUGAUAAUUUAUUGGAAACACUUCCAAAUACAAAAAGGCCAGAAAUUACUCCGAAAUCUAAUAAUGAUGAAGAAAACGAAGAAAAUAAAGAAUCUGUAAAUCAAGAAGCUAUAGAUAAUCUCUUAGAGACACUUCCAAACACUAAGAGACCAGAUAUAACUCCAGAAAUCCUUCCUGAAGAACAAUCUGAGAUAAAUGAAGAACAUAUUAACACAAUUUUGGAGACAUUACCUUCCGGUAGAAGGCUAGUUGUGACUCCAAGCAUGACAGAGGAGGAAGAAUCCGAAGAAAAGCCAGUAAAUGAAGAAAAUAUUGAUACAAUUCUACAAACUUUGCCAGCCAAUAGAAGAUUAGUUGUUACUCCUGAAAUUAUUGAAGAUAGAGACAACGAUGGUGAAAUUAGCGAAGAUAAAAUUGAUAUCUUGUUAGGAACUUUACAAUCAACAAGAAGAUUAGACGUAACACCAUCAAUUGAGCAAGAAGAAGAUGAGCAACCAUUAAUUAAUCAAGACAGUAUUGACAAUCUUCUAAAUACGUUAUCCUCAAGCCGAAGACUGGAUGUAACACCAGAAAAUGAACCAAACGAUGAUCCCGAUAGCGAAGAAAACAUCGACUCCCUUCCAUUUGGACAUAAUGUUUUAGAGGAAAAAAUUGAAGAAGUCGAUGAGCAGCAAACAGAAGUCAGAACUCGGGAAUUAUCCAUCAACGACAUGAAUCUACCCAAUGAUAGUCAAAACGAACCUACAAAACUCAAAGACCUUGAUCUUUCUCAUUCACUCAAACAAGUCGAUAAAAAUUUAUCUGAAGACGAAAUAUUUGUUCAUACAGAGACCAAAUCCUCCAAAGUUAUUUCCCCUCAAGUCAAAUCCUCAAACAGGAAAAGUUCUGUAUCCGAAGAAGACUCGAGCGAUGACGAGCAGAGAGAACAAGACCAGCAGGCCCUGGAGAAGUUCUCCAAAACAGGCAGGCUUCCACCGCUGAAGGACAAAGCGUCGAUAUUGAGGGAAGUACAGCGAGAGAGAGCGGAUGCCAUCGAAAUAGGAGACUACGACAGAGCUCAGCAGCUCUACGACCUUUCCAAGAAGGUACAGACCGCAAUCUACGAGUCAGAUAUCAAAGAAAGAAAGGAAGAAAAGCGAUUUCGACUUGAAGAGCAGCUGGAGAAGGCCAAAGCACAACUUGGCACUGUUAAAUACGAAACAAAGAACGUUCUGAGAAGAGCCAGAGAAACAAAUGAACAAAGAAUCGAAGAAGUAAAAAAGAAACACAUUCAAGAACUUGAGGAAUUCCAAGAAAAAUGGAAUAAUGAAGAUUAUCUCAGGAAAUUCUCAAAACCAAGCUCAGAAUUACUCGCAUUAAAGGAUCGUGAAAGAAGAUUCGCAAGAGCAAAACUAUUCAAUGAUGCAAAAACAUUUAGACAGAAAGCAAACCAACAGGAGAUCGAAGAAACAAAAACAGCUCAAGAAAGAGCUUAUCACAAAAUGAAAUUUCAGAAAAGUAUUUUGUUGCAGAAACAGGCAAAGGAAAUGGAGGUAGCAAUAGACUCUGCAAAUAAAAAUUAUGAAAUAGUUCAGAAAAAGAGGAAAGAUAUGGAAGAUGAGCAAAUUAGAAAAAUUGAAGCAAUCCAAAAGAGAACACAGGAUGGCGUUUCGAUAAAAAUAGGCUAUACACCAACAACAGCAAGAGCAAUGACUUCAAUGAGCGCAACUAGAAAAAUUAUAGGUUUAAAUCGAAACCCCGAGAUCCCUAAACUAGAAAUAAAGAAACUGGGCGCUGUAACUGCACGUGAAAAACGAAAAAUCGAAGUUGGACCAAAAAAGGAAAAGAGCCAAUUUCCUUCUUUAUAA
Molecule: messenger RNA, 2709 nt
Organism: Trichomonas vaginalis G3
Lineage: Eukaryota; Parabasalia; Trichomonadida; Trichomonadidae
Exons: 1
Coding region: 1-2709 (902 amino acids)
Source: RefSeq, a predicted model, not a curated record